UGACUUUGACAUUUUCAUUUACGACUCCCAUAUUAUUGUUGUUUUUUCGACGAAUACAGAAAGUGUUCAUAAAACUUAGUUACCUUCAACCAUGGUGAAAAUAGCACUUCAAAUUAAAGCGACAUUAGAAUGUGUUGAAAAAUUAUAUACGAACCACCCGUACUAUCAGUGGUUUUUGAAAUUAAAAUGUGGAAGUUGCGGCGAAGUGUCGGAAAAGUUUCACGAUCUUACAGAAGCCGAGAAAGUUCCACAGAAACAUAACAGAUCUGAAACAAACCUGUUAAUUAAAUGCAAGUUAUGUUCCAGGGAAAACAGCAUAGACGUUAUUGAAGGAAGCAAUGGAAUUUUCACAAGCAAUGAUUUGGGUAAAUUCAAAACAAUAGUAAUAUUUGACUGCAGAGGUGUGGAGCCGGUUGACUUUGAGCCAAAGUCUGGAUGGAUUGCAGAAGCAGAAGAUGAUGGAAAGAAAUUUGAAGAUGUAGACCUCUCUGAGAAGGAAUGGGUUGAAUAUGAUGAAAAGAAUCAAAACUCUGUUGGCAUUUACGAGUUGGAGUGGCAGUUUGUUAAAGUUAAAUAAUUAUUAUAACAUUUUAGUUAUGAAUGUAUAUAUUUAUGGUAAGCCUAUAUAUCUAAUAUAUUAUUUCAAAUUACUACCUACUGGUAACACUGUUGAAAUUUAUCUACACUAUGUACUUGUUAAAAAUCAUAAUUUAUAAUAAAUUCAUUUUUAUUUA
Molecule: messenger RNA, 734 nt
Organism: Papilio polytes (common Mormon)
Lineage: Eukaryota; Metazoa; Arthropoda; Insecta; Lepidoptera; Papilionidae
Product: UPF0587 protein GA18326
Exons: 3
Coding region: 92-577 (161 amino acids)
Molecular function (GO): zinc ion binding
Source: RefSeq, a predicted model, not a curated record